Molecule: messenger RNA, 1272 nt
Organism: Exophiala spinifera
Lineage: Eukaryota; Fungi; Ascomycota; Eurotiomycetes; Chaetothyriales; Herpotrichiellaceae
Exons: 1
Coding region: 1-1272 (423 amino acids)
Source: RefSeq, a predicted model, not a curated record
AUGGCGUCUGCAAGAGCACAAUCUCAGCUGAGCAAGCGAGUCGAUCUGGACAUUCCCGGGACAAUUCCUUCGAUUGUUCAGGCUCCACAAGUCAUCCUCGGCAACCACCCUCCGCAGCCUACCUUCCCUGCGUACAACGUUGGCUACAAUGUCCAUGGCCAAAUGCAACAAGUACACCAACAAAUUCCACCUCGGCCACGCCCUGGAAGAGGCUCAGCUCAUCCUUAUCAUAUGAGCACCCAAGCCAACCUGCAUCCGAUUUUGUUCCAACUGGAACCGGCUCCCUCUCCGCUCACCAAUGUUGAUGUUCCAUUGCUCGUCAAUGCCCAAACGGAGGAAAUUGAAACCGGGCCUGGUCCCCAAUCUAGACCGCUCCGAUACUUCUGGCACCUACCUCGGUGGGUCGACGUUGACGUCUUGGGGCACACCAUGGAGCUGUGGCUGCGUCUCGACCCUCGCGUCCGCAUGGCAGACAUCCUCGACAGGAUCAAUGUCGUUGACAACAGACCAAACGCAAACGUCUUCAACAUGAGGCGCAUUCGAUUCAGGGAUGCCAUCCACGUGCCUGCCAUGGACACCGUCCGCCGCGACCCAGGCGCCACAGAAGUCGAAUUGCUCGGGCGCUUGACACGGGAACAGGUCUUGUUGAACACAGCGAUGCGUGUCGAUUUGCGCAAUAACAGACUCCUCAAGCCGGUCCUUGACCACACGAGGUCGACAUUGGGGUUCGUCGAUAGCGGAUUGCCCAUCGACUACUUUGUCAGCACAUAUGCGUUCCCUAUUCCUAUCCCCUCGGAUAGGCAGGUGAUCACGUUGGCGCUCCGCCACAGAAUGCAGCGGUUAGCAGUUGCACAAGGCCACGGACGUGGCGCAACAGCGUACAACGACCUACACAUCAAUCUCAUUCCUCCGUGGUGGCAUCGACGCUCCGACGCGCGUCCGGCCAGGAUUGCCGCCAUAGACAACCUGACGCAUCGGGAGUGGAUGGACAAUUACAUUAACGGCCAGGGACGAAGGCCAACACUGCCACGGCAGCCGCAUCGGCAGCUACGGCAGCAACAGCAACGACCUGUGGCAGGUGCCCCGCCUGUUGUGACUGCCGACCAGGUGAUUGACCCGCGUCUCCAGAGCAGAGACCCCCCUAUUGCGUUCCCUGGUCUUUUCCGGCCAGGUGUACCGAACGAGCCAGAAGAGUCAAGGUACAGCUUCAACACAUCAGACGGUGUCACUCAUUAUUACGUGGAGCCUCAGCACCAACAUGCGUAUCGGUGA